AUGGCUGAUGUUCGUGCAGGGUUAACAACAUCGACUAAAAUAUUAAAUGAUUCUCGACCUUCAUCCAGUCGGCAUUCACGACCAAAGUCUUCACAAAGUAUGGCCUCAUCUGUUAUACCUUCUACUGAUCAAAAUUUACAAAUUUACAUACAAGAUAUACAAACAAAUCUUCCUGAAAACGACCUUGAGGAAUCGAUUCGAUAUCGUAUCGAGAAAACUCUACGUAUUAAAAUAGACAAUAUAAAAUGUUACCUGAAACUUGGCAUUGUUGUAAUUGGAUUAGCGAAUGAAGACGACAAAAUGCAUCUUCUUGAAAAUGUUGUGUCAAUGGUACUUGAUCCAGAAAGUAACACAAUUGUUAAAUUUAGCGAUAAAAUUGAACUUGACUCUUAUGUCGUUGUCGAUCGAAAUAUAUCCGCAGAACUAUCUGCCGACGACGUAGCUCUUCGUUAUAUGCAAUCAUAUAGAAGAUCUAACCCUCGUCCAUGUAAACUGAUAUCAGUCCAAUUUCCAAAUAUAUUUGAAAUAUCAAUACCCACAUUAGAUGAACUUGCCAAAGUAGCUAAUUCACCAGAUUUCAAAAUUGAUGAUGUUUUCGCGACUAUUUAUCCACGUUGUGAUUAUAGUUUUCUUGAAGAUUUACCAUCAAAUAUUAGUGAACAAAAACUUUCAACAGCUAUUUUAACUCAAAUUGGAGAAACUAAAUUAGAUCCUACGUUGUUCUAUGUCCAAUAUGAUAAGGAAACAAGUAAUGCGAUUGUCUUAUUAACAAAAUCUAACAAAAAAUGGGCUGUGCAGAGUUUUAUAACAAUUAAUGAAAGAAAUAUUUCGAAAAAAAUAAAAAUUGCCUAUCGAGUUAUUGUUUCUCCUAUACCUCAAGACGUUGAUUCUGAUCUUAUCCUGAAAAAUAAAUUAUUUGCUGGCAAAGUGGUGAGACAUAGUCAUAUUCGUGAUUAUCUUAUUGUAGAACUCGAUAAUAUGAAGGAUUAUGAAGAAUGCAUAGCAAUAGGCGCACUUCGUAUAGGAAAAAAUAAACCUAUGGUUAUUACUCCGCAUAAUAUCGCUAAUGAUCCAAAUACAACUGAAAUUGAUGCUGACAACUGGUAUGAAACUGAAAUGCGCGCUAUCAAACCUGAUAUAGUACCGAUUAUGGGUAAUCAUCAACAUCCAAUAUUUCAUUAUAUAUGGAAUGCAGAUAAUUGGCGUGAACAAAUGGAAAAUUUGCACGAAAUAGAUCGACACGCACGGAAAUAUGAUCUUGAUCGACAUUUAUUACGUGUUACUAUUAUGUUAAAUACAAUUGGUAUACUUCGUAAGAAAAAAUAUAAUGUAAAUGGUGAAGAAGUAAUAUUAAAACUUCAACGUCUGCAAACAAUUCUCUAUGAUCAUAGAUCAAAGUUAUUCGGAGGUAAAACAAUAUCUGAGACAGACCUGAAAACACCAUAUUCAUCGACAGAUGUUAUCGUAUCUAAUGACGAUUGUCUUGUCCUUUAUGAAAAAUUAGUUAAUGAAGGAUUUAAACCUUUAUUAUUAAAUAUGGCUAAUGCGUCUAGUCCUGGAGGUGGAUAUAGAAAAGGAGAUGGAGCACAAGAAGAAAAUAUUUUUCGUCGUUCAGAUUAUUAUCAAAGUCUUGAUCUUGAAAUAGCUGAUAAAGGUCGAUCAGAAAAAUUUUAUUGCAAUCAAAAAUAUGAAGUAAGACAACCACGUGGCUUUUUCGAAUUAUAUCCAAUGGAAGAAUUUGGGGCUAUAUACACAUCUGGUAUAACUGUAUUUCGUGGAACAGAACUUGAUGGUUAUCCAUAUAUGAAUGAGCCUUUAUACAAUGUUUGCUCUAUUGCAAUGGCUGCUCAUCGAGAACCACGAUUAACAAAAACAAAUAUGUUAGAAAAUAAAUUUGCAACAAGUACAAGAAAAAAAAUUGAAAAUAUAUUUGCCAUAGGUUAUCAUCAAAAACAUGAUUGUUUAGUAUUAUCAGCACUAGGGUGUGGUGCUUUUAGAAAUCCACCUGAACAUGUUGCUUAUUUAUUUAAAUCAGUUAUAUAUCAAUAUGCUGGAUAUUUUAAGAAGAUUUAUUUUGCUGUUAUUGAUGAUCAUAAUACAGGAAAUCGAAUUAAUCCAAAAGGGAACUUUGCUCCAUUCAAAAAAAUACUCGAUGGUUUAACUGUAAGUCCACCAAAGACAAUUUGUAUCAAUGGAUCAAUCGGACCAUAUAGAAUUCUAAAUAAGUUAUUAGAUGGAAAAAUAACUUUAAGCGAUGUAUGCAUUCAAGAUUUGCCUCCCUGUCAUUACGGUACUCAAUGUCGCGAUAUAAAAGAUAUUCAACAUGAUAAAAAAUUUUCUCAUCCGCCUAUUUGUUUAUAUCACAGUUCAAAUUCAACAUGUGAACAAAUGAAUGAGGAUGUUCAUAAGUUUACAUAUUUUCAUCGAAUAAAGUGUAAACAUGGUGGUGAAUGUACUAAUACAGAUCAGAGUCACUUGAAUGAGUUCGAUCAUCCAGAAUUUUGUAAACAUAACUCUCAUUGUACAGAUGUUAAUCCCGAACAUUUACACGCUUAUCGACAUUUACCUGUUUGUCCAGAUGGUAUUACUUGUCUAGAAUAUCGAAAAAGGACAUCUGAACAUAUAAAUGCACUUCGACAUUGCAAAACAAUUUGUCCAGAUGGCAAUUGUUGUUCAAAUUUUCAAAAUAAAGAACAUUUUAAAAAUACGAUUCAUUCAUUCCUUGAACCGUGUCCAUUUACACCAUAUAAUUGUUCAAAGUUGGUUCAAUAUAUUCAUGCUGCUGGAAAAUCAGUUCCUCCCGAUGUUGAAACUCAUUGCCUUCAAUAUUCUCAUGUUUGUCAAUUUGGUCGUUUAUGUAAAACAACAGAUGAUGAACAUUAUAGAACGUCAAUUCAUAUUGCUCGAAAACUUUGCCCUGAUCUUGAUAAAUGUUCAAGACUCGGUGAUGAAAAUCAUCUUGAAUCAUAUUCUCAUCCAGGUAUUCGUGAUAUUCGUCUAUUGUGCCGUGAUCCAGGUUUUGCGUGUCCAGUUCGAUCCGAAGAUAAACAUUUAAGAACAUAUCGACAUGGAAGAGAUUUCAAUCAUUUAGGUGUUGCUCCAUCUAGAAAUCUAAAUGCUUCAAUUAAUUUUUUUCAGAAUCAAGGUAAUAUAAUAAGGACAGUGAAUAGUUAUGUGGAUAAAUCAGGCUGGAAAAAAUCAAAGAUUUCUGCAGAUAUUCUGAACUGGAUAAAAGCUUUACAGCCUGUUCAUCGAUGUGGACCGCAAAUAUUUGCGUCGAUUCUUGUUCAUGGUCAUGUUAUGAGCCGAGAUUAUAUGAAUGAAUUAAUAAAACCGAGAUGUGUUGUUAAUGCAGUUAUGCAACAUAAUCAAAUUCGUUCAAUAUUCCGUCAACACAAUGAUCCUUCGGUGAAAGAAAAUACAAAACGUCUCAUUCAAUUAUUAGUUAAGAGUGAAUUUCUAAAAGCUGGUUCUGCUGAAGUUCCUACAUUAGAACCUGAUCAUGACGAUCAAGUUAAUAUUAUGAAAAUGCAAUUAAAACCACCGCUUUCUCCAGAUGAUCUUGAGCUUAUUAGUAAUUGGACAGCUAAAAUAGUUGCAGCAUCAAUUGAACUGAGUACUCAUCUAACAGGAAUAGGUUAUGACGUUGAUAAAAAAUUAGGAACGCAUAAACAUGUUUUUAGUAUAUUAGGACUACACCACGGCUAUUAUUAUGGUGAUAUUGUUAUUACAUUUAAACAAGAACUAAUGUUUCAUCCUGAUUCAAAUUUCACUUUUCAAGCUGGAACUAGUUUUCAUAGUGGAAGAGUCUAUGCAUAUCGUCCGUGGUGGGCAGAUCCAACUGAUGAAAAAGAACGUAUUGAACAUUUUCAUAAUUCAAAAUUGCAUUGUUCAUAUCCUCGAUAUGAAUAUGCAGCAGCUGCUGAGUUAAUUGCUGCAACCGGUAAGACUAGACAAACAAUGGAUGUUGAUCUCGACAGUGUUAUUAAACAAUGGAAUCAAGUUGAUUCUCAUUUUGUAUUUGAAGGACAUUUACCGCCACUGAUUCCAUUAGAUUAUAUAGAAAAUGUUUAUAUACCAAAAAAUCUUUUUGAAUCAUUACCCGAUGAAGUUAAAAUAUUAGCUAAAGAAAUCUUUAAGAAAUCGUUAAUUCUUGCCGAACAUAAUGUUGAUCUUAGUUUAAUUAAGGCAGGUGCUACAACACCAUUGGAUGAUACUCGUAAACCUUAUCUUAAAUAUAUAUUGGAUAAACUUAAUGAUACGAUAAACGAGAGAAUAAAAACGCCACACACAUCACGAGGUUUUGUUAUAACAAUUACACAAACAAGAUUUGGCAAUCAUUUAAUCUUACCAAUAACAAUAAAACAGUCAUAUAAUUUAUAUUGUCUUAAUAAAGGUCAACCACCAAAUAAUAUUGAAUUAACUUACAUUUAUUGGCAGGCAAUGGGUGGUGAUAUGAUGUUAACUUUAGCUAAUGAAAAAAUUGAUCCAAAUGGAAAAGAUCAACCAAAUCUUCAAUAUUUUGUUUGUUAUGUUGCUAGAAAACCCUCAACAAAUUCAGAAGAUUAUUAUGAAGAGUAUUCUUAUAUAAAUACUGAUAGUCCUUACCAUCAUUCACAUAAUGUUCAUACAGGUAACUUGAAAGCUAAAUCACGUUGUUUUUAUCGUGGUUGUAAUACAGAUAAUUUUUUUACAUUUUGUUUGAAAAUUAAUUAUAAAACUGGGGAAGUUUCAUUGUCACAUGUUGGUCCUAAUGGAAUUUAUAAUCAUGAAAAUAUUUAUUAUCAAUUCAAAAAGUCAGAUUUAGAUUUAUUAAAACUAAAUUAUGUUCAUGUUAGCGCUGGAAAUCAAGAUGUUCCUGUAAGAAAUUUGAUGAUUAAUCAUGAACCAUUCGAUGAAUUACAUUCAACAUUUGAUAAAGAAUUUAAACUCGACACACCAAAUUUAAUCAGAAAACGUCGAACUUCAUUUAAUUAUAAUGAUAGUAAUAUUGAUAGAGAAAGUAGAUCUAGAAAUGAGAACUGUUCUGAUGCUACUCCAAAACCUAAGAAACGGUCAGCAUCUACGAUUGUCGCGAGAGCCACACCAGUUGACCCACCACUCACUGAAAUACCAAAACCAGAACCAGAUACACGAGGUUUUCUUUCACGAUUAAAAUACGCCGUCUUUGGCCCAAAUAAAAACAAAAAUUCUCCAGCAUACAAACCAUCACCACCACCUGCACCUAUAUUGCCAAACGACGAUGAACAGGAAUCUGAUUCUUUAUCAAGAACUGAAUCUCCUCCUCCUCCUCCGUCAAAACCACCAAGAUCCUAUUCUCCUCCACUGAAAUCACCAAAACCAUAUUCAUCUGUAUCAAAACCAGUUAAAGCAAUACCACCACCGCUGGCAUCAUUAACAUUACCUCCUUGUCGAGAUUCUAUUUAUUGUCUUAUUCAAAAUAAUGAAGAACAUAAAAAAAAAAAAUUCUCAUCCGUGUCGUUUUAA
Molecule: messenger RNA, 5487 nt
Organism: Rotaria sordida
Lineage: Eukaryota; Metazoa; Rotifera; Eurotatoria; Philodinida; Philodinidae
Source: the annotation of a GenBank genome assembly